Guillardia theta CCMP2712 is the source of this 996-nucleotide messenger RNA. RefSeq lists its product as hypothetical. Gene Ontology annotation, cellular component: nucleus. The record is from RefSeq and is a predicted model, not a curated record. Lineage: Eukaryota; Cryptophyceae; Pyrenomonadales; Geminigeraceae. Gene Ontology annotation, biological process: chromatin remodeling. The annotation marks the transcript as partial. Gene Ontology annotation, molecular function: histone H3K9 demethylase activity; histone H3K36 demethylase activity. The transcript has a single exon.
AUGGAGACUCCUGUCUUCUACCCCACCGAGGAAGAGUUCGCAGAUUUCUACGCGUAUGUUCAGAAACUCGACAGGUUAGUAGGACACAUCGGAGUGUGUAAGGUGGUUCCUCCGGCUGGUUGGCAGCCCCGAGCACACGAUGUCUACACGUUGCAAGACUCCAGCCCAGAGCUGGAGGAGGCGGUCACAGUGAAGCGACCCAUCAAGCAGAACGCUAUCGGGGGGAAGGGGCUGUACAUGAACAUGCACGAGGAGAAGCGGAGCAUGAAGCUCGCAGAGUUCAAGAGGAUCGCUCAGAGCAAGGCGUUCGCUCCUCCUGUCGAUGGGCAGAAGAAGGUGCUUGACCAGGAUGACAUCGACCUCCUCGAGCGUCAGUUCUGGAAGAACGUACUCUUCAACCCUCCCAUGUACGGGGCUGACUGUCCUGCUCCCAAGGGGAUGCGGUCAGACGGCAGAGAAGGGCUCUUUGACCCCUCGCACUGCGGCGACUGGGACGUCAGCAUGCUCCCGAGCUUGCUGACCUUCGGGCUCAAGAAGCGCGUGCCCGGUGUGAACACUCCCUUCAUCUACGUGGGGAUGUACCGGGCGGCCUUUGCCUGGCACUGCGAGGACAUGGACCUGCACUCUAUCAACUACCUCCACUGGGGAGCCCCCAAGACCUGGUAUAGCGUGCCAGCGACCCACGGGCAUAAACUGGAGGCUCUUGCCCGAAAGCACUUCCCCACGCAGGCGGAUCAGUGCAAGGAGUUUCUGCGGCACAAGAGCAACAUGAUCGAGCCUUCCAUCCUCCUCAAGGCCGGGAUACCCUUGACCAGGACUGUGCAGUACGCCGGGGAGUUUGUGAUCAACUUUCCGGGCGCGUACCAUAGCGGGUUCAACAACGGAUACAACUGCGCCGAGUCUUGCAACUUUGCAACGGAGUACUGGGUGCCGUUCGGGUGCCAGGCGAAGCCUUGCUCGUGCGCAGGAGGGAAGGACUCGGUGAGGAUAGACGUG